AUGGCUCCCCCUACGCCUGUGCUGGUGAAAGAAGACCUCAGCAGAGUCUACGAGCUGGACAAGAGACUGGGCGAAGCUCAGUGCACUCUCAAGUCGCUCACCCAAUUCGAGUGCACAUUUAACGGUGGGCUGGUGAACUGCUAUCCUUUCAAAAGACUAUUCAAGGAUUGUCUACUGGCAAAUGGUAAGAGACAAAGAGUGGAAGUCACUGAACCUUCCACAAAUGCU
Molecule: messenger RNA, 228 nt
Organism: Hansenula anomala
Lineage: Eukaryota; Fungi; Ascomycota; Saccharomycetes; Phaffomycetales; Wickerhamomycetaceae
Gene: SOM1
Product: Som1p
Exons: 1
Cellular component (GO): mitochondrial inner membrane peptidase complex
Source: RefSeq, a predicted model, not a curated record